AUGACAGCCGCAAAGCAGGCAGUGCUUCGAGAGCAGCCUCCGCGGGUGGGCGGGGAGGGGGAGGGGCAGGCCUUGCUCCUUCCCAAGCGGAUUUUUCUCAAAUCCAAAUCCCAGUCCACUCGGCACCCACUUGGAGCAAUUGAGAGCGUUUUCACCAAACGCCGUACAUAUGGCAUUGGAUCGUGUAACCUGAAAACGCUCCUGUUGUUUUUCACAUCUGUACAGUGGGUUUUGAUUCCCACCGUGGCUAUCACACAGUUUCGGUUAUUUAAAGUAUGUACCUGCCUAGCAAUAUUCUCAUUCCUAAAGAGAUUAAUAUGCAGAUCUGGCAGAGGACAGAAACUAAGUGGAGACCAAAUAACUCUGCCAGCUACAGUUGAUUAUUCAUCAGUUCCUAAGCAGACAGAUGUUGAAGAGUGGGCUUCCUGGGAUGAAGAGGCACCCACAAGCGUAAAGAUUGAAGGAGGGAAUGGGAAUGUGGCAACACAGCAAAAUGCUUUAGAACAACUGGAACCCGACUAUUUUCAGGACAUGAUACCAACUCUAAGGAAAACCCAGAAAAUCAUUAUUAAGAAGAGAGAACCAUUAAAUUUUGGCAUCCCACACGGUAGCACAGGUUUCUCUAGUAGACUAGCAGCUACACAAGAUAUGCCUUUUAUUCAUCAUUCUCCUGAAUUAGGUGACUUGGAUACCUGGCAGGAAAAUACCAGUGCAUGGGAAGAAGAAGAAGAAGAUGUGGCCUGGCAAGCCGAAGAAGUUCUGAGGCAGCAGAAGACAGCAGACAGAGAAAAGAGAGCAGCAGAAAGGAAGAAAAUGGAAAAGGAAGCACAGCGGCUAAUGAAGAAGGAACAAAACAAAACUGGUGUGAAAGUUUCAUAA
This is a messenger RNA of Physeter macrocephalus (sperm whale), 879 nucleotides long. Its product is annotated as receptor-binding cancer antigen expressed on SiSo cells-like. The record is from RefSeq and is a predicted model, not a curated record. NCBI's taxonomy places the organism in Eukaryota, Metazoa, Chordata, Mammalia, Artiodactyla, Physeteridae. Gene Ontology annotation, cellular component: secretory granule.